Messenger RNA from Vanderwaltozyma polyspora DSM 70294, 5211 nucleotides. RefSeq names its product anaphase promoting complex subunit 1 (gene APC1). The record is from RefSeq and is a predicted model, not a curated record. Gene Ontology annotation, biological process: metaphase/anaphase transition of mitotic cell cycle; protein K11-linked ubiquitination; anaphase-promoting complex-dependent catabolic process. NCBI's taxonomy places the organism in Eukaryota, Fungi, Ascomycota, Saccharomycetes, Saccharomycetales, Saccharomycetaceae. Gene Ontology annotation, cellular component: anaphase-promoting complex. Bases 1 to 5211 code for a protein of 1736 amino acids. The transcript has a single exon. Gene Ontology annotation, molecular function: molecular adaptor activity.
AUGAUAUAUAAAGAACAAUUAAAAAAAAAAAGGAAAAGAAUACCUAAGAUCAACAACUCGGGAAUUCUUCAAUCUCUACCUCUCUCUUUAAACCAUAAAAGAAUGUCGAUAUGCCCUUCUAUUGAAAAUGAUUAUGAGAAUAUGAUGUUAUGUGAUGAUGAAUCUCCUGUGUCUGCAGCAUCAACAAUUGCAAAUUUUAAUAAAUAUCACUUUAAUGAUUCUUAUUUUGUUCAUGAUCUUUCCAAUAGAGGUGAUAUUUGGAUUACAGAAAAUAGAUUAUCUGUAGAAUGGUAUAUAGAUAAUCAAUGCAUUAGAAGAUUCAAUUUUAAACAAAAAGUAUUGAGGGCAGGCUUUGUAGAUUUUGAGAAAGCUCCAAACUGUUUGAUUAUCAUAUUAAGAGAUUUAGCUCAUGUCUAUAACAUUUCAAAUGGAAAUUCUACAAGCGUAUGUUUCCCAUUCCCAAUCAUAGACGCAUUUUGGUAUUCUCAAGGUAUCGUAUUAGAAAGAGAAACCUUAUGUGUUCUACCUUAUCCAAUGGAAUCUAACCAAAAACACAAGUACAUUACAUUGACGGAUCCAAUGUCUCCGUUUGGUUUGGUAACUUUCUCUUCAAGACAAAAAUUUAAUUCAGAUGAUAAAUAUCAAGUUACUUCAAAAAUGUUGUUAUUAGCUGACGAUAAAAAACAUAACAUUACUGUCUUAUACGAUAAAUCGAGAAAUGAAAUCAAUUUUUAUUAUACAAGGGUAAUGAACUCAAAAUCAAAAGAUGACAUUCAUCAUAACGAAACUGCAAGUAAAAUAACGGAUUCAAAUAAAAUUUUCAGAAAAGUACCAGGAUUGAAUCGAAGAUCAGCUUCAAUUAACUUACAACAUGACAUGAAUCUCCACUUACCUACUAUAAACGAGCCAACGCUAUCAAGUACAAACACCAACAUAUCUUCAGCCGUUGAUCCUUCAUCAAUAGUUCCACAAUCAAUUUCUAAAAGAAGCAUGUCUGCAACCAUUGAUAGAAUGGGUACUUCCACUACUCCUACUGUAAUAGAUUUUACUCCAAAUUCGGCCCAACAAUUACAACAAGAAUAUAUUAGUCAAUCUAUAUCUUCAAAAGAUAUUAUACUGACAAAAGUAUCAACUUUACCAUUGCCACUAGACUUUGAUCCUGAAAACUGUAAUCUUCAAUGCAAACCUUUGCGUUUCAAAGACAAGGAAGCAAUUGUAAUUUAUGAUAAAGAAUCAGAUUUUGUGAAGGUUUGGUCAAUUACGCUAGUACCACAUAUAGUCAAUUCGUUAUCUUUCAAAUUUAAUGGCGAUGCUUCACAUACUCUAAUAAAAUCAUCCGAUAUAGAACUUUCUGAACAAAUUCUGGAAAUUCUUCCCUAUGAUUGUGAUAAAUUAAAGGAAUGUCUAGUAAUAAUUACGAGGACCUCAGAUGUAUUAUAUCUCUUCAACCCAUUCAUCGAGUUUUCAAUCUUCCCAAUUGAAAUACCCAGUUAUUUGGAAGGCAUAGUAAAGGAUAUUUGUUAUAUUUCCUCAGAAAGAAUUAUAAUAAAUAAAUUUUCAAAACCACAUUCAACAGAGAACUUUAGACACAUACGACAAACAAUAUUUCCUUAUCCUAGACAUCAGUGCAUACAAUUAUAUUUUGAGGCCUUAAGCUGGAUUUGUACUAAUGAAUUUUUUUACGCAUUAUCAUUUUUAUGGCAGCAUAUUAUGUCAGUUUUAGCCGACGAACAUGAUGAAAUAAGCGAUUAUAGAAAGGAAGAUUUAGAAUUCGAAGCAUUUUUUAAAUUAAUAAAAGUGAUAUUGUUGGAUACCUCAUCAGAAGAAAUCAAUAACUUAACCAAGAACCCUGUCAUUUCAUAUAUUAAAUCUAUGGAUGUGACAUCAUUGAUGCCAAAUGUCAUCUUAGGGUUGCAUCUGGUUAGAGAAGAGUUACUACUAAACGUUUUAUGUUCUAAUGAUGCCAAAAAACUUGGAAGAUUAUUAUUUUUUGCUACGUCUGUCAUGAACUGGCCAUCAACGUGGAAAGAUUAUUAUAAAACUGACAUAAGCAACGUAGAUGAACCACUACCAUCCAUUUACUAUAAUACAUUUCCCUUAGAUGAACCCCCAUCAAUUUUAAAGUCUCUAUUUAGUAUAAACGAAAGUAGCUAUAUCCCAAUCACUCCAUUUAUCAAUUUUUCAAGAUUAAUAGAAAAGGAUCAUGAAGUAGAUGAAUUAAUAACGCCAAGAUGUUUAAAACUUUUGAGGUUAUAUGAGCUAACGCAUUCAACUGACUUCUCUAUAGAGCAGAUUUUAGAAAUCUUAACGAAGCUUAACAUAAAGAAACCAGAAAUUGAUACAUACCCAGUUGGAGUGCUUACGCCACUUAGGUAUUUGUUGAAAAGAAUUGAGGAUAGUAUAUCCAGCAUAUCUGAAGAUGUGAACCUUGAAGUUAUAGCAAGAGCUGAUUUAAAUAGAUGCCUGGAAAGAAUAAAGCAAUUAAAAUCGGAUAGUUUCCCCUCUUCACAAGAUAUCUUACCAAGAUAUAUCCCACCUAAAGGAAAUAGUUAUGAAAAUGAGGUCGCAAAACCAAAAAAUAUAUAUUCAUUGGUUACAGAAAUUGUAACAAAAUCAAUAAGCGGUAAUGCUAAUAAGAGUUCUGUAGAUAAUGAAGAAGAAUCCAAUACACUUGACGAUGGGUAUUCAUUAAAGCAUAAUGCAGGAUUAAUAUUUUCUCAAGACAGAAGGUUUCAUAAUGCACUUUCUUUGUUAAGUUAUUACAAGCCACAUAACAUUUCAUUCUACUCAAGGCAAAGCGAGUAUAUAAAGAUAAUAAACCAAAAGAAGACAUUUGCGAAAAUUAUUUUCUUAAGAACUUGUGCCUCUGGUAUUGGUUGGGGUGCUAUUGCAUAUGCUACUGAGAAGCCUUUAUCGACUCAAAAAUGCUCUAGGCCAAAGUUAAAUUAUGUUUGUCUUUUUCCUGAUGGAACAAAGGUUUCAUUGAAUACAACUGAUGUGGAUCAUGAUACUGCACAAUGGGGUGAAUUCCAUGGAGGUGUAAGUUGUGGACUACGUAUCUCAAAAAAGGCUAAAAACAUUAACGGAAGUUGGAUUGCAUUUAAUAAACCAAGGGUGUUAGAUGCCCAGCAUGGUGGAUUCCUUUUAGGUUUAGGUUUAAAUGGACAUCUUAAGGAUCUUGAGGAAUGGCAUGUUUAUAACUAUCUAAGUCCCAAGCUGACACAUGUUAGUAUUGGGUUGCUUCUUGGUAUGAGUGCAAGUAUGAGAAAAACUAUGGAUUUAAAAUUAACCAAGGUUUUAAGUGUACAUAUUGUUGCAUUGUUACCAACAGGCUCUAGUGAUUUAAAUAUCAAUUUAAAAGUUCAAACUGCUGGACUUAUUGGAAUUGGGCUUUUAUACCAAGGUUCACAACAUAAAAAAAUGAAUGAAUUAUUGAUUUCACAAAUAACCUCAAUGAUAGAAAUAAAUGAAGAGUUCGUGGCUGAUGAAGGGUACAGAAUGGCAGCCGGUAUUGCUUUGGGAUUAGUUAAUUUAGCUUCUGGCACAAAACUAUCAUCUAGAAAUUAUUUAGAAAGUGGAACUGAAGAGAGAAUUUUUAGCAUAGACAAUAAUGAUAGUCAUGAGAGUAAUAAGAGCAAUAUCGAUCCCAUUAUUAUUAACCACUUAAUCGCACUUGUUUCUAAAACUUAUGAUAUAGAAUCUAAGUGGAUUCCAGAGAAUUCUCAAAUAGGUACAGUUUUGGCGCUUAUGUUGAUAUUUUUAAAAACAAGGCACUCACAUAUAGCUGAAACGAUCAAACCAAAUCUUCAGUUUUCUUCCUCAAAAAAUAUAGGAUGUAGACCUGAAUUAUACUUCUACAAGGAAUGGGCCUAUCAUAUGAUUAUGUGGGAUACUAUCGGAGAGGAUUUAUUAUUUGUAUUGAGAGAUAUAAGUUUACAAAUGCCUGAUACCAUUACUACGGAUAAGCUACCUAUCUAUUAUAUUAUUGGGGGUCGUGUAAUGUCAAUGGGUAUCAAAUAUGCCUCAACCGGAGAUGAACAAGUCCGCGAUUCAUUGUUAAACUUGUUAGACAGAUUACUACCAUUUUACCAAUAUGUAGGGGAUGCGAAGUUAGAUUUCAGGUUAACAAUUUAUGGUAUAAAUAUCCUCAUCAAUGUUAUUUUAGUAUCAGUUAGUAUGGUUAUGUGUGGAUCAGGUGAUCUUAAAACAUUUCAGAGGAUUAGAUAUCUUCAUGAAGUAGUUACCGGUAAGCAUUCUGAUCUCUUCAAGCAGACCACAAAAAAUUCUGAUCGUGAUGCUGAUAUUAAUGAAGAUUUAGAUAGUUUCAAUCAUUCUAAUGAAGAUAUUGAUGAAGAUCCCGAUGAGUCAUCAUCUCCAAUUGAUGAAACCAUAAUUGAUCCUGCUAAUGAAGACGAAAAAUUAAAUGAUGAUGAAAAUCACUUCUCAAAAUAUAUUUCAACAAGUUUAUCUCUAGGGUUUUUGUUUCUUGGAUCUGGGCAAUAUGGAUUGAAAACGUCAGAUAUUGAAAGUGUAGCAUAUUUGAUAAUAUCUGUACUUCCAACAUAUAUGGCGCCAUACCAUCUUAGUGAAAUAAAACAUUUCUGGAGUUUGUGUGUUGAUCCUAGAUGUUUAGUUUUAAAGGAUGUUCACACGGAGGAACCAAUUAAUAACAUCCAGUUAGAAGUUUAUGUAAAACAAGAUAAAAGAAAUCCAGUACAAAAAAAACAGUUGGUUUCGCCUUGUCUUCUACCAGAUUUAACCAAAAUAGGGGGAAUAAGAAUUGAAAAUCCAGAUUAUUAUCCAUUUGAGGUCCAAUUUAGUGAAGAUAUCACAGCAACGGAUUACUUUAAAAAUGGAAUUGUUGUAUAUUUACAAAAAAGGGAAAAAGAGAAUUAUUACGAUGAAGAUCAAAUAUUCGAAAACAAUAGACCUAGUGUCCAGCAAGUGCUGAAAGGAAAGAUUGAUUUAGAGAAAAGAAAAAUUGGAAUUGAUUCAAGACUUAGGGGAGCAAUUCCUUCGGAGGCACUAGUUGAGGAACUAGGCUUGAAAUCAUUAACUAUGUAUGAAAUAGAUAAUGAUUUGGCAGAAAUUAAGGUUACCAAUAAUGAAUCUCAAAGGUAUAAUUUAGAAAUGGUAUGUUCAGGAAGUAACAGUGGCGGUGACGUUGUAGAUUACCAAUUGGAAUUAUGGAGAAGGAGUCAUUCCCUCUAA